AUGUCCAAGAUGAACGACGCACGCGAUACUUCAAACCGAGACACGAGCCACGUAGACGAAAGUGCCGACGGCGUACUAGAGUUUUGCCAUGGUUAUACGAAGACAGCGAUGAACCUCGACGUAAAGGGCUGUGGCUGGCGACUGUAUCUCCUUCUCUCGCGACACUUCCAGUGGAAGAACGGGGAUGUGAGUGGCGAAUCGCGAUACGACGACGACCAGAAUGUAGCAACACUCAGCUUCGAGUUGCUAAUCACCCGCAGAUCCGUCCCUAGCUCCAGUGUAGCCAACCGUACGGAUGUCCCCGAGCUCAUUGUCGUGGUCGAAGCCUCUCCGAAUGGCUGUGGCAUACGCAGUCUCCAAACGCUGUACAGAGUCAUACCGAGCGAAUCUCCAUCAGGGCGGUUGAACAUCACCGCGAACACCUCUCCUGGGUAUAAGCUGGACCAUCCGUGGAAGUUGGGCUUCGAUUUUGAUAUGAGUCGCGAUCGUAUCGAGCCAGACAAGAAGUACGGCACUUGUGUGAUUUUCAGUCAGGAAGAGCCUUCCGAAGGGGCGAAAAGCGGGUGGGGCGAGGGUGCACCUGAAGCCGUGUUGCUGGGAGACGGAGAUCUGGAGGUGGACGACUUCGCUGAUCUUGGUGAUGAGAAGGCCAUAUCGUACUCGUACAACAACGUUUCUCUUUGGAGGCUUGCCGCAGUUGGAUAUCGGAAAUGA
Molecule: messenger RNA, 714 nt
Organism: Alternaria arbusti
Lineage: Eukaryota; Fungi; Ascomycota; Dothideomycetes; Pleosporales; Pleosporaceae
Exons: 1
Coding region: 1-714 (237 amino acids)
Source: RefSeq, a predicted model, not a curated record